Molecule: messenger RNA, 776 nt
Organism: Symbiodinium necroappetens
Lineage: Eukaryota; Dinophyceae; Suessiales; Symbiodiniaceae
Source: the annotation of a GenBank genome assembly
GUUGCUUGGUCUCCUUUGCUCAGCUGGAGAUCUCCCUGGCACACGUCUUUGGCAUGCCUGCAGCGGCCGUGCUGGCAGUGGCUUAUGUUUCAACCGGCCAUUGGAUCGUAAAUAACAUCCUCGGGUUCUCUUUCUGCCUGCUUGGAAUCAGGUCCAUCAACCUGUCCAGCUAUGGUGCUGGUGUGGUGCUGCUGAGCGGUUUGUUCGUCUAUGAUGUGAAGGCAGAUCGAGGUACAGGAUGGGUCGCUGCCGGCAGGUUCUGGGUUUUCUUCAGCAAGCCGGUUUUUGGAGCGAACGUCAUGGUGUCGGUGGCGAAGGGAGUAGAGGCUCCAAUUAAAUUGAUGCUUCCGCGGGACUUCGGUGGGUGCGGAGAUCUGCAGUUUAACAUGCUGGGCCUUGGUGACAUUGCAGUUCCAGGUUUGUUCGCGUCUUUCCUUGCGAAAUGGGAUGCUGUCAACAUAGCAGCUGGUUCGAGCAAGAGCUUUGUCUAUCUGAACUUCUGCCUUCUUGCGUACAUGUUGAGUUUGAUCUUGACAGUAACGGUGAUGAUGAUCUUCCAGCAUGCCCAACCAGCUCUUCUGUACAUUUGCCCCUGUGUGCUGCUGGCUUCUCUCGCCGUGGCACGUGCACGUCUGGACCCGAGCUUGAGUCUGAGACGGCAUCAUGACCAGACGGCUUUGCAAAUUGGCUUGACCCGAGGCGGUGAGCUGACGGAUCUGAUUGCUUUCUCAAUUCCCGAAGAAGGAGAAGCAGAGUCUUGCUUGAUCAGCUGUUGA